Messenger RNA from Centruroides sculpturatus (bark scorpion), 3343 nucleotides. RefSeq names its product hypoxanthine-guanine phosphoribosyltransferase-like. Bases 341 to 1000 code for a protein of 219 amino acids. Gene Ontology annotation, biological process: purine ribonucleoside salvage; hypoxanthine metabolic process; GMP salvage. The record is from RefSeq and is a predicted model, not a curated record. Gene Ontology annotation, molecular function: magnesium ion binding; hypoxanthine phosphoribosyltransferase activity. The transcript is spliced from 8 exons. Lineage: Eukaryota; Metazoa; Arthropoda; Arachnida; Scorpiones; Buthidae.
CCCUUGGUAGUAUUUUUACAGCUAUGGCGUGACAAGUUGGGAUUAAAGUCCAAACUUUCUUUUGUGAAUAUGGAAAAAUGCAAUAUUUAUCGCCUUCUUUAUCUGUAUAAUAAUAAACUAUAAUGAUUUAUAUUGAGUCAAGGCUGGUUUUUUCGGAUGUUACCUUUGAACGUCCAUUAUUCUGUGGCUAUAUAUAAAUUUAUGAUGACCAGUAGCUUUGUAGAGAAAGUUUAUAACUAGUACAACUGCAGAAUACCGUUUAAAAUAGAUAGGAGAGUAAUAUAAAGAGUUGUGUAUCAUAUGAAAAUUAUAUGAAAGCUGAAUUUUACUCGAGAGAAUCAUGUUUCCUGCCAAACUUCCGGAUAAUUUCGACGGUUAUGAUCUUGACGCCUUCUGUAUUCCUCAACAUUAUCAGAAUAGUCUGUCUUCCGUUCUCAUACCCUGUGGUCUCAUACAAGAUCGUAUCGAACGAUUAGCUCGAGACAUAGCGGUCGAUAUCAAAGGAGAACCCUUCACGGCAUUGUGCGUUUUGAAAGGGGGAUACAAAUUCUUUGCUGACCUCAUGGACAAAAUCAAGCAGUAUGUUAGAUAUAUGGAAUGCAAGACUGUUCCGAUAUCGGUUGAUUUUAUUAGAUUGAAAAGUUAUCAGAACGAUUCUUCGACGGGUGAAAUUUCGGUGAUUGGAUUAGAAAGUUUAGAAAGUUUAAGAGGAAAGAAUAUUUUAGUUGUGGAAGAUAUCGUAGAUACGGGACAAACUAUGAAAAAAGUCAUUAGUUUAAUGAAUAGUUUCAAACCGAAGACAGUUAAAGUAGUAAGUUUGUUGAUAAAAAGGACACCGCUAAGUAGUGGCUUUCAGCCAGACUAUGUUGGCUUUGAAAUACCAGAUAAAUUUAUUGUCGGCUAUGCCUUAGAUUACAAUGAAUAUUUCAGAGAUCUUAAUCAUAUAUGCGUUAUUAAUGAACAAGGUAAACAACAAUUUAGACAAAAGAAUCCGUCGUAGAAGAGAAACCACGAUCUUCAUCAAUUCUUCCGGUAUUUAAAAAAUACUCUUUACUAUUUGAAACUAUGCAAAAGUUUAAUUCUUGUCACCUUUAGAGUUUCUUAAAUAAGACUAAUUAUGUAAAGGAAUCUUACGAAGAAAUCUCGAGUAUAACGUUACAAGUAAGUACAAGGUGUAAAUACUUGUCUCUUUUUCCGAACGUAGUCGUUAUAUCGAGUGGUACAUCGUUUAUUUGUAUUUGUUCUUAUCAAACUGUCGUACAUUGUCACAGAUCGUGUAUUUUGUAAAAUUCUAAUUUAAAUCAAAGAAUUAAUUUCAUAAAAUAUGUAAAUGUGAUACUUACUUACAAAUGGCUAAGAAUUCUAAGGAUUUUCUAAAAUAAAAAUAUUUGUUUGAGAUAAAUUUUUCUGUGUAGCAACCAAACGAAGAAAAUAAUUCCUUUUUUUAUCUUCUAGAUCGGCUUUUAAAUACAAAAGCACUGGAUGACUUGAUAUUUUCAAUCAUAUUACAAAAUAUAAAAUAUUCUUAAAAUUUAGGUGAACUUUAACAGUCCUUGAAUGGAAGGAAACAAAACUAGACUAGCAAACUAGAAGAUACAUUGUAUAAACAGUAACUCGGUUUUAAUAGUCCAAACAUCUAAAAGGUAAAUUAUUUUUUGGCUAGAAUUAAGCUAAUUAAGUCAAAUUCUAUAUUUUAAUUACUAAAAGAGAGUGGUAAUAUUGCCAUUUUGUGCCAAGAUUACUAUUUUGGAAUUAAUUUUGGAUCUUAGUUAAAUAAUUUUGAAAGAAAUGGGAGGGAUGCAGUAAAGGUUUCAUCUGAUCUUAAUUGGGCUAAAUCUUGUGAUUUAAUUAAUACACUUUAUUCUAGCCAUAAGAUAAUUUGACUUAGAUAUAUAAGAAUCAUUGAGAAGUGGAGACAAUUUUACUAGUUUCUUCUUAUAUUUAUUCAUUAAAUAACUUCAAUACAGAUACAGACAAUCAGCAACAUAAUGCUUUUGUAUUGAGAAAACAAAAUUUGUUGUAUGUAGUAUAUACUGUAAACCAUAUCUGAUUACAGUAAGCAGUGUCAUCAGAAUUAACAUGUCACAAAACACAAAAAUUUUAUAAUUAUUCCUUAACAUGUCCUUUUAAAGUCAGUCAGAACAAAAUUAGAAUCUCCACUAAUUAUAGUCCCAUUUACUUCUCUUCAUAACCUUAUUGUUAUUAGUUAUAGGUGGAUCUUCAUUAUUACAACAAGCAGAUUCAAACUCUGUUUCUCUUUUUAGAGUAUACAAUGAGAAAACUUUAAAUAAAUUUUUUUUCACCCUUUGAAAACUCUUUAUUCCAUAGAUACUAUAGUCAAAAUAUUUUCUAACAUGAAUGUAACAAAUGCAAAAAUUUCAUAAAUUUCUUUAAUCCCAAACUUUUAUUGAAAAAUAUAAACUCUAACCUCAGUAAUUUUGAAAUAAAAUGAAAUUUAACAAAUACUUGCAGUAACCAUUUAGCUUUAAUUGGCUGGCGUUACUAAUUUCUUAAUGUUUUUCUUGGCAUUCUUAUUUUGAUUAAAAAUAUAUUGAGUUUUCUCAAAAUGCAGGAUGAUGAUGAUGAUCUUGCGGUCGUUAGUUUGCAUGAUCGCCCCUUGUGCAUUUUUGCAAAUGAAAAACUGAAAUUAUCUGGUUUUUAGUAUGGAAAUAUCUAAAAUUAUCCACAAAUACAUAAUAUAAGAAAUUAGAAAAGUCAAUUCUGGCCUCAAAAUGAAAAAAGAAAAUAGACUUUGGCAGAUGUUAUAUUCUAUUAAAAAUACAAAAAGGGCCAUAAACAAUGUUGAUUAAUUUUGUCGAUACAAAAGUGGCCAAUUUGUUUGGAAUAAUAAUUAUUUCAUAUAUUUCUAAAAAAAAAAACAAAAUGAAAGUUAAUAAAGAUUAAGAUAAUUUAAAGGAUUAAAUUAUCUUAAUUAUUAAUAUAUAUUUGGUGUUAAGAUUUCAAAUAAACAAUAUAAAAUAUGGAAGUUUAGUGUUUCUAAUGCUAUUUCACUUAAGUGCAAAAAAAUUAAUAAGUAGUCUCUUCAAUUGCAGGUAUUGUAAUUAGAAUGUAAUGUACUUGACUAAAAAUGAAUGAAAUUAUAUUAUAUUACUCAUUUUAUAAUAGUUAUAUGUUCAAAAAAAUGAAAAAUGUUGAAGAAAUUGAAUGAAUUAACAAUUCAGGACUUGCUCUCACGUUAAUACAAUAAUUAUCCUAAAUUAUAAGAAUACAAAUAUAUUUUAGAAUUAAUAGAUAAGCAGUGAGAAAGAUAAUCUGUUUUACCAUAAAGGGACGAACAUAAAAUACAGAGUUUAUAGUAACUGAUAUAUUUUCCAAAAGUAGC